This is a messenger RNA of Syngnathus typhle (broad-nosed pipefish), 1698 nucleotides long. RefSeq names its product 5-hydroxytryptamine receptor 3A-like. Gene Ontology annotation, biological process: chemical synaptic transmission; nervous system process; signal transduction. Gene Ontology annotation, molecular function: extracellular ligand-gated monoatomic ion channel activity; transmembrane signaling receptor activity; neurotransmitter receptor activity. The record is from RefSeq and is a predicted model, not a curated record. Bases 136 to 1437 code for a protein of 433 amino acids. Gene Ontology annotation, cellular component: synapse; neuron projection; membrane. Lineage: Eukaryota; Metazoa; Chordata; Actinopteri; Syngnathiformes; Syngnathidae. The transcript is spliced from 9 exons.
AAUUGGUCACAUUGGGUAUAAUAGGCUGAAGGAGCGCCGCGAUGCGUUCAGCGGACCAUUAUUGUGCUGUUGACACAAGCCUCCCACCGCGCGCACUUUAUCAAGCCGCCGUUUUAGCGGCUGAGGCAAACGAGCAUGUCGGCCUGGAGAGCUGUCGUCCUUUUGAGCCUGGCCGCCUCGUGCAACCGGGCGAACGAGUGUUCCUACUCGGAUCUGCUGGGGCACUUAAACCUGAGCUCCUCCAACGAAUACCUGGCCAACGUCAGGCCCGUCAAGGACUGGAGGCAGGUCACUUCCGUGAAGAUAAACAUGCUGCUGUACGGCAUCUUUCAGGUGGAUGAGAAGCUUCAAACCUUCAUGAGCCACGUGUGGAUUCAAAAGGUCUGGGAGAACGAUUUCCUCAAGUGGAAGCCGUCCGAUUUCUGCAACAUCACCGACUUCACUUUUCCCAGCUCCAAACUGUGGACACCUAACAUAAACAUCCAAGAGGAUGCCUCGGACAGCGGGAGCAUCCAGGAGAGUGCACAUGUAAGGGUGUUCUCCAACGGAAUGAUUCACAAGAGCACCCGUCAGCGGCUGACAUCCACGUGCAAGCUGGACCUUUGGAAUUUCCCCUUCGACCGGCAGAGCUGCAACAUCACCUUCUUCUCCAUGAUCAGUGACGAUCAUGCCGUACGAGUCGGGGCCUUUGGCGGCGAUGAAUUUCUCACAAACAUCUCGGAGCAGUCUAUGGUGACUCGUGGGGAGUGGAGCCUGAUGCACUUGGAAAUCGCUAACACGACCGAGAGAUGGGGGAAUUGGAGUUUGCUGGUUUACCAGGUGAAAAUCGUGCGGAAGCCAAUGCUGUAUGUCAUCAACUUCAUCAUUCCGCUCUUCUACCUGCUGGUGUUGGACGUGGCGUCCUUCUUCAUCAGCGAAGCCCGGGGCGAGAAGUUGAGCUUCAAGAUCACUGUCCUGCUGUCCAUCUCCGUCUUGCUGCUCAUCCUCAAGGACCUGCUGCCCUCCACUGAGGACACCCUGCCCAUCAUAGCAAACUUCUGCGUGGGUGUGUUCGCCCUGGUGGGCCUCAGCGUGCUGGAGGCCAUGGUGGUCAGUUUCAUCAUCGACCUGGAUGAUAAGUUCCCCAAGAAGUCGACAAGGGUGUCCAACAGGGAAGUUCCCUCUGAGAAACGGGAGAAGAAAGAUCCUGUGAAAGUGGAAGGUUUGCCCAUCCAGACCAGACCUCCGUCACAGCGCGAGCAGCUGAGGCUGGUCUUGCAGGAGGUUCUCGUGGCUCAGCGGGAAGUGGCGAGUGCAGCCAACGCGCCUCGGCCCAAACGCUUCCGACGGGUUGCGGAAAUCAUCGACCUCAUCUUCUUUAUUUUUUAUUUUGUCACUGUUGGGAUUUUCCUGGCGGUGAUGUUUCACAUUUGGAUUCCACCAGACUUUUACAGUUAAAUUCAAGCUCACACAAUCAAAACACAUGAAAAUUCAUGAUUUGUUUGGAAAUGUAGCCAGAGAUCAUAUUUAUCAAUUUUCUGUGAUUACAAGACGCUGAUUAAGUUGGCAUGAUAACAAGAUGAUUCAACAAUUAAACUUGUAUUCAAGUGUGUGGUAGAUUGGAUCGAGCACUCAGUACUCGACUGUGUUGGUCUGUCGUGUGGUGAGGUCUGUGUGUCGUCGUGACGGAGCACCCAGUAAAGAUCGGCUCGUACUGCA